Molecule: messenger RNA, 435 nt
Organism: Uncinocarpus reesii 1704
Lineage: Eukaryota; Fungi; Ascomycota; Eurotiomycetes; Onygenales; Onygenaceae
Exons: 3
Coding region: 1-435 (144 amino acids)
Biological process (GO): maturation of SSU-rRNA; mRNA splicing, via spliceosome
Cellular component (GO): U6 snRNP; U4/U6 x U5 tri-snRNP complex; sno(s)RNA-containing ribonucleoprotein complex
Molecular function (GO): RNA binding
Source: RefSeq, a predicted model, not a curated record
AUGGAUGAGAAAGGAACUUCCGAAGGCCAAGAUCCCUCUGCCUUUUUAAGCGGGAUCACUGGGGCUUCAGUAACCGUGAAAUUGAAUUCAGGCGUUGUCUAUAAAGACGGGUAUAUGAAUAUUGCCCUGGAAAAGACGCAAGAAUAUAUCGAUGGGAAGCUAAGGAACUCCUAUGGCGAUGUAUUUGUUCGGGGAAAUAAUGCCACUUUAUACAACGAUCGCGGCGCGAGAUACUUUGCGCUCGUUUACGCUCCACCCUCUCUUUUAGCGUAUUCGUCCUCCAUCCUCUCUUGGUACAAACGAUCGGCUUCCUCCCUGCUCAGUUGCCCCUCUGUCCCUGUACCGUGCUCAGACAUGCCAGUUGCGGAUGAAGCGAUAGACUGCGACGACGAUUGGGACUCUGAUGAUGAGGAGCUGCGCGACGAUGGUUGCUGA